Messenger RNA from Gastrolobium bilobum, 1113 nucleotides. RefSeq lists its product as uncharacterized. The record is from RefSeq and is a predicted model, not a curated record. The coding region runs from base 73 to 744 and encodes 223 amino acids. Lineage: Eukaryota; Viridiplantae; Streptophyta; Magnoliopsida; Fabales; Fabaceae. The transcript has 9 exons.
AGGAUGAAAGUAAUACGACACAAGUGAGUGAGAGUUUGAAAGGUGAAUCUGAGUUAGAGUGAGUUGGUAGCAAUGGCUGAAGCCACCGUGAAACCGGUUCUCUCGCCGUUGCUGUUGCUGCUAUUGCCGUCGAUUCUUUCGAUCGCUCUCGCUUACAGACCCGGCGACAUCGUCCCCAUGAGCCGCAUGGGUCAAUAUCACUCCUCGAGAACCGUGUGGCAGGACCUUAUUGGCCGACAUUGCCCCAUCUUCGCAGUGAAUCGUGAGGUGUUGAUGCCCAUACCCAAGCCCACGGGUUACACUGGGGCUGAUCCUUAUAAAAUAUCAUUUCAAGUUGGAAGGGAAAAGUUUUUAAUCCCGUGGCUUCUAUUGGUCAAUCGGAAAAGUACGGAGGUUCCAAUGAUCGAUGUAGAUCUGAGGUAUUCAGGAAAUGAUUUGCAUGGUGUCACAGCAAAAGUUGUGGAUAUGCCUCACCAUUAUGUUGAAAUUCACCCCGAGAUUGGUAAACAAUUCUGGGAUGCUCAGCAUUGGCCGAAGCAUAUACUUGUCCGAUAUACAUGGAAGGAGCAUUCAGAGAUAGAUGUUACUUCAGGAUUUUUUGUUCUGUUUGGUUCAGGUCUCAUGUUGUCUUUCAUCCUCUCAAUCUACAUAUUGCAAUCAUCACGUGACAAAUUGGAAAGAUUUGUAAGGGAGACGGUUGUAGAAAGCAAUAUGCCCGGUGGAGUAGUAGCAAAGGUUGAAUGAUACAUCCCUAAUGUCAUUAAUACAAAAUGUACAUUGCAAUAUUGUAUUGGUGAAUUGACAAGAUCAGUUGGAGGGUAGAGUUGUUCUUGCGUACACAGUUGUGAACCAGUAGUUUCUUUUCUUGAUGGAGGAGGGGAAUGUGAAUUGGAGUGGAUUAAUUUUAUCAGGACACGGGUUGUGGAGUGAGUAGCAUUACAAGUUGAUAGAUUGAAUGUAUUACAACACCUUGGGAAGGCUGGAUUUUGUAACACUAUAUUAGGUUAAAUACUUAAAAGGCUAUACAAAAACAAAUCAAAGUGUAGGCUAUUAGUUUAAACUGAUGCCGCGAUCUUUUGAACCUAUCUCAUUAUAAAGUUUGGCUGUCAACUC